UUUGGGAGCUGCUCAUGGCUGUUCUGCGUCCUGAGAUAACUGAGACACAAGAAGAAGACAGAGAUUCUGGAGCAGAUUUCGUUUUGGGUUUUUUUCCAAUAAGACCUGUGAUCACAACUAUUCAGCCCUGGAGCUGUUAGAUAGGAUGGCCACAGGCGCCGGCGAGUGUCCCGGGAAGGCCAGUCAGCACCGGGUGGACCACCUCCUCAGUGCCGUGGAGAGUGAGCUGCAGGCCGGCAGCGAGAAGGGCGACCCCACGGAGAAGGAAUUGAAAGUCUCCCUAGAUGAGAGCGAGCUUUGGCAAAAAUUUAAGGAUCUUACAAAUGAAAUGAUAGUUACAAAGAAUGGCAGGCGCAUGUUUCCGGUGCUGAAAGUGAACGUGUCUGGAUUGGACCCGAACGCCAUGUAUUCUUUUCUGCUGGACUUCUUAUCUGCGGACAACCACAGGUGGAAAUAUGUGAACGGGGAGUGGAUCCCUGGUGGCAAACCUGAACCUCAAACUCCCAGCUGUGUGUACAUACAUCCGGACUCUCCAAACUUCGGGGCGCACUGGAUGAAAGCUCCCGUCUCCUUUAGUAAAGUCAAACUCACCAAUAAACUCAACGGAGGAGGUCAGAUAAUGUUAAAUUCCUUACACAAGUACGAGCCACGCAUCCAUAUAGUGCGGGUUGGAGGUCCCAGGAGGAUGAUCACCAGCCACUCUUUCCCAGAGACGCAGUUCAUUGCAGUAACAGCAUACCAAAACGAAGAGAUAACUGCUCUUAAAAUAAAGUACAACCCUUUUGCCAAGGCCUUCCUAGAUGCAAAGGAGAGUAUAUCAUCAAUCAUUUUCAGAAGCGAUAACAAAGACAUAAGAGAAGAUGCCAAUGAAAACCAGCAGUCAACUUACUCUCAAUUAGGUGGUUGGUUUAUUCCAGGCACAGGCUCUCUCUGCCCUCCUGCCAGUCCUCACAGCCAGUUUGGGAGUCCCAUCUCCCUCUCGCCGUCCCAUGGCUGUGAGCGCUACUCCACCCUGAGGAACCACCGCUCUGCCCCUUACAGCAGUCCGUACGCCCAUCGGACCAACUCGCCCAUCAGUUACUCCGAUAACUCAGCCUGUCUGUCGCUGCUCUCAAGCCACGAUAACUGGUCCAGUCUACAGAUGCCAACACACUCCAGCAUGAUGCCCAUGACCCACAAUUCCACGUCUGGUACCAACUCUAGUCAGUACACCAGCCUGUGGUCUGUGAGUAACUCGCCCCUGAGUCCCGUGUCCCAGAAUGGGGGGAUAAACAACAGCCUGAGCUCCCAGUUCCUUCGAGGGUCCAGCAGCCACUACCCCAGCCUGUCUCACUCAGUCACAGUGCCCUCCUCUGGCUCUCCCAUGUAUGACAGCGGCUCAGCCACAGAAGUGCACGACAUGGCUCAGUACGACACCUCUCCACACGGGCGAUUACCUUCAGCCUGGACUCCUGUGACACCUCCGUCCCUCUGAUGGAAGUGUCUCUGCAAGCUUGGAGAAAGACGGCCAUGAAAUAUUGUCUGCAGGAUGUUUCAUCUGCUGUAACUUAAAGGAACAAUCAACCCCAAAUUUAAUAGAUUUUUAUUUGUUUCCAAAUCAAAUUUCACAGGCAAAAGACUGUUUUCAGUUAAGUUCUUCACAAUCCAAAAAUGUUUCACUUUCCGAUUGGUAGAAGCAACACUUUGAGUUCUUGAACUAACCCUUUAAAGAUGUAUUUUGGUCUCAAUAAAUUACCUACAGUUUCUAUGUUUUUAACUUUUAAACCACAAAAUGAAUAUUUUUAUUUUUCUUUUGGGUUGAUUUUUCCCUUAAGCUCAUCAAAUAUUUUUGGAAAAACAUAUUUAUAGUUUGUGAACUAAAAUCCAUUUUAACCUGCUUAUAUUAAGCAUAACUCCAUGAUAUUCACAGCAAUAAGCACAUGAAAUGUACAGCUGGAACAUGUUCAAUGAUAAACAUUGUUUAUAGUGUAAAUGACAAAGUAAUUGAGGUUUACCUUGUAAAUAGAUAAAUGAGGCUUUUUAUACCACAAUGACGCCGUUUGAGAUUUUAUGUUCCAGAUUGUUUUUAAAAUGAAAUGAAAAGGGGGAUCUAAUGUCGAUACUCUGCUAUGCAGAUGACACACAACUUUCCAUAUCAUUAAAAAAACAUGUUGAGGUCUCUCAAAAGGCUGUUUUUGAGUCCAUAUACCUGACAUUAAAAACUUGAAUCUGCUUUA
This is a messenger RNA of Siniperca chuatsi (mandarin fish), 2216 nucleotides long. RefSeq names its product T-box transcription factor Tb (gene tbxtb). Gene Ontology annotation, biological process: somitogenesis; regulation of transcription by RNA polymerase II; mesoderm formation. NCBI's taxonomy places the organism in Eukaryota, Metazoa, Chordata, Actinopteri, Centrarchiformes, Sinipercidae. The record is from RefSeq and is a predicted model, not a curated record. The transcript is spliced from 8 exons. Bases 146 to 1474 code for a protein of 442 amino acids. Gene Ontology annotation, cellular component: nucleus. Gene Ontology annotation, molecular function: DNA-binding transcription factor activity, RNA polymerase II-specific; RNA polymerase II cis-regulatory region sequence-specific DNA binding.